This is a messenger RNA of Bombyx mandarina (wild silkworm), 474 nucleotides long. It is a transcript of the gene CPR31, whose product is annotated as cuticular protein RR-1 motif 31. The record is from RefSeq and is a predicted model, not a curated record. NCBI's taxonomy places the organism in Eukaryota, Metazoa, Arthropoda, Insecta, Lepidoptera, Bombycidae.
AUCUUGUCCUACAAUAUGACGGGAACUGUCCUAAAAAUAGUUAUUCUACAUAUUUUCAUAGCAGUCGUUAAUUCUGCGCCAAUCAAGGAUGAAAGUUUAGCAGAAAUAAUCGAAAAUAAUUAUACAAUUGACGCAAAGGGUAACUACGUCUUCAGUUUUAAAACAACUAAUGAUCUUAUACGAUACGAGGAAGGUAUAGUAGUGAAUUCCGGUGAACCAAAUGAGCACAUAGAAGUCUACGGCUAUUAUUCAUACAUAAAUGACGCUGGUGAGCCUGUUAGAGUUGAUUACUCCGCAACUGAAGAAGGAUACAAAAUUGGAGAUGAGCAGAAAGAUAUGACUAUUUCUGCAUUACCUCAGAGUGUCGUCGCUUCACUUGUAGGAUAAAAUAGACUGUGAAAUUAAUACAAUGUUUCUUUUAUUAAACUUACUAACGUUCACUGACAAGUUUUUUAAUGUUUAGAUCAAUAGUGU